This is a messenger RNA of Myiozetetes cayanensis, 1416 nucleotides long. It is a transcript of the gene DMRT3, whose product is annotated as doublesex and mab-3 related transcription factor 3. Gene Ontology annotation, biological process: regulation of transcription by RNA polymerase II; male sex differentiation. The transcript is spliced from 2 exons. NCBI's taxonomy places the organism in Eukaryota, Metazoa, Chordata, Aves, Passeriformes, Tyrannidae. Gene Ontology annotation, molecular function: protein binding; DNA-binding transcription factor activity, RNA polymerase II-specific; RNA polymerase II cis-regulatory region sequence-specific DNA binding. Bases 13 to 1416 code for a protein of 467 amino acids. Gene Ontology annotation, cellular component: nucleus. The record is from RefSeq and is a predicted model, not a curated record.
CCUCCCGCGGGCAUGAACGGCUAUGGCUCCCCGUACCUCUACAUGGGCGGCCCGGUGUCGCAGCCCCCGCGGGCUCCGCUGCAGCGAACGCCCAAGUGCGCCCGGUGCCGCAACCACGGUGUGCUGUCCUGGCUGAAGGGGCACAAGCGCUACUGCCGCUUCAAGGACUGCACCUGCGAGAAGUGCAUCCUCAUCAUCGAGAGGCAGCGGGUGAUGGCCGCUCAGGUGGCGCUCCGCCGGCAGCAGGCCAACGAGAGCCUGGAGAGCCUCCUCCCAGACUCCUUGCGCUCCCUCCCGGGGCCGCCGGGCAGUGCCGAGCCCCCCACGCCGCCGCCGGGGCCGCCGCCCUGCGCGGCACCGCCGCGGGCCCCCGCCGAGCUGGCCGCCGCCGCCGCCCUGCGCUGGGCCACCGAGCCGCCCCCCGCGCUCCCGGGGACGCUCCCCAAGGCAGACACGAACGAGGAGAGGUUGGGUGAUGCCAGUGGAGCAGACAACGCUGAGACCUACAGCGACAAAGAUACAGACCAAAGGAGUUCCCCAGACAUGACUAAAGCCAAAACCUGUUUCACCCCUGAAAGCCCUGAAAUUGUUUCAGUGGAUGAGGUUGGUUAUGCAGUUCAGAAAAAUGGUGGGAGCACAGAGAAUCAUCCAGACAGCCCCAAGUACCACCCAGAGCAGAACCACCUUCUGAUAGAAGGUCCUUCUGGGACAGUUUCUCUACCAUUCAGUUUGAAAGCAAACAGACCUCCGCUUGAAGUCUUGAAAAAGAUCUUCCCUAAUCAAAAGCCAACUGUGCUAGAGUUGAUCCUGAAGGGGUGUGGUGGUGAUCUGGUGAGUGCUGUGGAGGUUCUCCUGUCUAGUCGGUCUUCAGCGGCAAGUGGGGAGAGAACUUCUGCAGAAUCUGAUGGUCUUGUUUUGCCUUCCAACGGGCACAUUUUUGAACACACGCUGAGUUCCUACCCUAUUUCAUCCUCCAAGUGGUCUGUGGGCUCUGCAUUUAGGGUUCCUGACACACUGAGAUUCUCUGCUGAUUCCAGUAAUGUCAUGCCAAAUCCUCUGGCUGUACCUCUGCAGCACCCUUUCCCUCAACCACCACGCUACCCACUGAUGUUGAGGAACACUUUGGCAAGAAAUCAGUCCAGCCCGUUCCUGCCCAAUGAUGUCACCCUGUGGAACACCAUGACACUGCAGCAGCAGUACCAGCUGCGGUCCCAGUACGUCAGUCCUUUCUCUAGCAACACAGCCACAGUUUUCCGAAGCUCACCUGUACUUCCUUCGCGCUCGUCAGAGGAUCCUAGGAUCUCAAUUCCCGAUGAUGGGUGUCCUAUUGUGUCUAAGCAACCAAUUUACACAGAAGAUGAAUAUGAGGAAAGGUCUGAUUCUUCAGACUCAAGAAUUCUCAACACUUCCUCUUAG